Tripterygium wilfordii is the source of this 1641-nucleotide messenger RNA. RefSeq lists its product as uncharacterized. NCBI's taxonomy places the organism in Eukaryota, Viridiplantae, Streptophyta, Magnoliopsida, Celastrales, Celastraceae. The record is from RefSeq and is a predicted model, not a curated record. The coding region runs from base 220 to 1215 and encodes 331 amino acids. The transcript has 6 exons.
UUUAAUUGGAAAAGCGAGCGAGAGAGAUCAAAUUCUCAGACCAAAAACCCUAAUCAGAAAAUUUAGGGAUCAAAAUCUUAAUUCUUGUAAUGGUUAUUGGUUAGGGCGUCUUGCUCUAUUGAAGAAAUCGUUGAAGCGUAGUUGAUCUAGUGCUUUAUCUGUUGCUAGAUUUCCUUAUUAUUCUGUUGUAAUUCUAGAGUUGCUUACUCCAGGUUUUGAAUGGAUCUCCCUCAAGAACUCGACGACUACAUGAAAGAAUCGAUCGAACACGCCUUGGGUCUUCCUGUAUCUGCACAAACUCUUCAGUUAAAGCUUCAAGCAUCCGAGGAAGCCCAACGCCGACUCCGCGAGCAGUACAUUCGACUCGCUUCGAAAUUGAACGAAAAGGACGAAAUCAUCGAUCGCGCUAGGGCGGAGUCGAGUAUGAAUGCACAAGCGUUGAAGAAAUUUGUUGAUGAGAACCAGAAAUUGGCAGCAGAGUGUGCAAAUCUGUUGAAUCAGUGUAAAAGAUGGGAGAGGGAGUGUUCACUUUAUGACCGUGAUAGAGAGGCAUUGAUGGAUUUUGGGAAUGAGGCUGAUGAGAGGGCAAAAGAGUCGGAGGUCAGGGUCCAGGAGAUGGAGGAGAAAUUGGGGAGGUUAGUUGAGGAAUUGCAGCUGUACAAGCAUGGGUAUGAGAAGCGUGGCCUGGUCGAUUCUGCUGCCGAGACCAUGGAUAUUGAGGAGACUUUACUCGAGUCAGUCUUAUCAACAUUUAUCAAUAAAAAAGAAGUUGCAUCUGGACAUGCUUUCCUCGAGGGGAAUAGUGAACAUGGGCCAUGUCAGACAUUGCUCAAAAUGUGGAAUAGAUUGAGGCCAUCAACUCAAAAGGUUAUAUCAUUGGUUGCUGAAUUCAAGACUCUUGAGAAAGAUAAGGAACAUCUCAGAAUCAAUCUCAGUAGAGCUGAAGAGGAGGCCAAACUGCUUUUUGAAGAAAACAACAUCUUGGAUGAGGAAAACAAAAGGUUGUUGAGGCACCACCACAGGGAGCAGAAUGUUCAUGGUUCUGGUGGAAAACGCAGCUGCAGUGCUUCAGCCAAGACAAACAAGCGAAAAUCAAGUCCAAAGAUGAGUAGCCCAGUUGAGAAGAAGAUUGAUUUUGAUGAUAUGGACUCAAUCCGAUAUCCUUUGUCACCCUUAAGGUGCAACUCCCCGGAAUCUAGAAUGCAUAAGAAGUGACUACAAAUCCUUAUGCGUCAUGCUAAUUUCUUCCCUUACCACCUGGUAAUUCUUUAUGUUGGAAGGUUUCCCUAAAGAAAGAAUAGCUUUUCUUGAACCAGAUAAAAAAAAAAGGACAAGGAAAAUGGUGAGGAUUGUUUUUCUUGAGCUCUCUUGAAUUGAGAGUCUUUUACUUUUCUGUUUCUUUAAUCCUUGUCGUUUUUAAUGGUAGUCUGGGACUCUGAUGCAUAAUAAUUUGAGAAGAAGGCACCAUCUUAGAGGAUCAUAAUGAAGUUAUUAUGAUCUUCUAGGGCAACAUGGUACAUACCUUGUAAAACUGCUGCUGAACCCUGAGAUAAGCUCAUCCUUUUCAAUGUGGUAUAUUUUAUCUGUAGAAUUCUUGUUAAUAUCCUAAAUAACUUGCUGCUAAUAGUGGUUGUUCUUAGA